AUGUCCUCAUCAGGCGCGACGAUCCAAAAUGGCCGUAUCGUGCGCCACCAACGCAGAAGAUUCUUCAGCUUCGAGCUGUACCGCGUCUCGCGGAUGAUCCAGCACCCUACGCAGAUGACGUUUCGGGAGCUCCUCUACUUUACCGGCAGCCAGAUCCUGGACCUCAUGGCCGGGCAGCAAGCACAGGACGUGUGCUAUCGGAUGAGCUUUGCCGGGUGUGGCUGGCUGUUGCUCUGGAAGGUACUAUACCUGCUCGGGGACUGGCUGGGUCUGGUCGUCCCUUGGGGUCUUAUAUGUGUGGUGGUGAUCUUCUUCGGUGAGCAGAUUUUGCAACGGAAGGGGUAG
Messenger RNA from Cryphonectria parasitica EP155, 345 nucleotides. RefSeq lists its product as uncharacterized. The transcript has 2 exons. The coding region runs from base 1 to 345 and encodes 114 amino acids. The record is from RefSeq and is a predicted model, not a curated record. NCBI's taxonomy places the organism in Eukaryota, Fungi, Ascomycota, Sordariomycetes, Diaporthales, Cryphonectriaceae.